UCUUUGGAACAACCCGAAAUAGCUUGAAAGCAAGAGCUAAUGUCUGUUAAUUGAUUGAGCAAGUACAUCCAUACCCCAUAAACUCAAUUGGGAAUUGAAACAGUUCACCAUUAAUACUUCGACUUCUCAUUAUAUUUAGUACGAGGUAACAUCAAUUUUGCAGGCUGGCAGAUCGUCCACUGUGGGCUGAACCACGCUGUCAGCCCGCAGAUUAUCAGCCUUGGCAACCCAUCCAUUGACCUUCCUUAGAUAUAUUGUGCGGCCAAUUGCGGCGAAGGUAAAAUAGGUUGUUGUCAUAUCUGAACUCCAUCUCGCAACCUCUCUCUCCUUGUCGGGUGCGCUAUACCUUCGUCUGUCCUAUUCUCUAGUACGGCUCGAGAAAGAGGUCAGAUAUCGAGAUAAGGAGGAUAGCUUGAGCACAACACGAUGUCUUUUCUUAACAAGCUAGCAAGUAAGCUGGACGGCCUAGACCUCGGCUCCGAGAAGCCGAGGGAAAGAGAAGGUCCUGGAUAUCCAGGCCAGCAUAAUUACCCGCCUCCGUCUCAACAAUACGGCAGCAGCUACCAUCAGCAGCCAUAUCCACCAUACGGCGACAGACCUCCUCAAUCUGCAUCUCCAGGCAACUAUCAAGCUCCGUACCCCUCUCAAGGUCCCUAUAAUAGCCCGCCGCCACAGGGAUCUUAUAGUACUCCUCCACCUCAGAGCUAUCAAAGUAGUCCUGCUCCCCCAAGCGACGGGCCAACUUACUCGCCGCCACCGGAUAAACCGCCAAUUCCAUCCGGAUGGGUGCCUCAAUAUGAUCAGCAAUAUCAACGGUGGUAUUAUUACGAGCAAGCUACCGGCCGCUCUCAAUGGGAAGCACCCGGAUAUCACGCCGGAGGCCACUCUGGAGAUGAUCGUGGAUCCGGUGAACCCGGUUACUCAUCUCACGGCGCGCCCCCUGGUGACUAUGGAUAUUCCUCUCAUGAGUCGCAUGGAGGUGGGUACGGCUCCUAUGGUGGUCACGGAGAGCAGAGCAGCCAUAGGUAUGAAGACGAUGAUCUAGCGUACGGCAAGUACUCUGGUGAGAACCGUGGCGAAUAUGGAGAGGAGGAAAAGAAGAAGAAAAAGAAAAGUGGACAUGGUGGCCUCUUAUUAGGUGCCGCCGGUGGUCUUGCGGUUGGUGCUAUCGGUGGUGCAUUGAUCGCUAAUGCUCUCGACGAUUCUUCCGAUGAAGAGAAAAACCAUGCGCCGGUUCCCGAGUAUGCAGCCCCUCCGCCUGCUCCUGUCUAUUCCGAGCCGGUCUACGAGCCGGAGUAUAAUGCGGAGGGCGAAUACGUCGAUGCCAGCGACCGCGAGUCCGUACGCUCCGCUCGCGAGAAUUACGAAGAGGCUCUUGCCAAAGCAAGAGAUUCCGAUGCUAGUAGCAGCGACUUCGAAGAGCUCGAGGAAGCUCGAGAAGAAUAUGAAGAUGAGUAUGAGGAAGCGUACGACUAGGCGGAGCGUACGGGCAUGAAUUGCAGAUACACUUUAUGCGAAGACAUGCCAUAUGAGUCGACCGGACAUGGCGAAGACGCCCCAUACGAAUAUAAAGCUAUAAUAGCGACUCACACGGCUAGAGAAAUUCUUAUCUAGGUCAUAUUUUAAGCCUUUUUGGUUUAUCUCAUAACCCUAUCGCACACGAUUUCCGAUAUUCUUACCUGAUGCCGAAUCAUGUAAUGUGGGAUGAACCAUAAUGCUCUAUAUAAACUAGAUUUAUAACCCAAA
This is a messenger RNA of Annulohypoxylon truncatum, 1746 nucleotides long. RefSeq lists its product as uncharacterized. The record is from RefSeq and is a predicted model, not a curated record. Bases 427 to 1476 code for a protein of 349 amino acids. Lineage: Eukaryota; Fungi; Ascomycota; Sordariomycetes; Xylariales; Hypoxylaceae. Gene Ontology annotation, molecular function: protein binding. The transcript has 3 exons.